AUGUUUAUGAAUACUGCAAUUAUCCCUCCACUACUCUGCAAGCAAGCAAGCAGGCAGACACGAGGAGUGUUUCCUUGUCACCUCUUCCCCUCCUUCCCUGUCCUCUUAAUCUUCUCCCCGUUCCUUGCAUCGCACUCCACCACUCAUUUCCUCUCAUGCCUGCCUGCCGUUCCCGCGCAAACUCCCCCCUUUAACGGCCGUGUUGCAGCGUUGUGUGUGGCGCGCAGCACCUCCCCUCCGCGCCACCGGGCAGCAGCAGCAGCGUCGCCCGCCUGCCAGCCUAUCACCCGUGGCAGUGCUCUCGGCCUCUUCCUGCGCUCGCUGCUGCUCUCCUUCCACCACCUGCCCUUCCAGGCAGUGUGCAUUGUGCUGGGCGACAUCCACGAAUACCUCCACCACGCGGGCUUCUCUGGCAGCUCUCGCAGCGCAGGCAGCGCAGGCAGCAUGGAUGAGCAGACGGGCAGGCGGGAGAGCACAGGGGAGGCCGCACAAGGGGAGUGGGUGUUAGGGGAGGAGAGGGGGGAUGCAGGGGAGGAAAUGGACGUAGACGUGGGGGUGGGCGUGGGAGUGGAUGGGGGUGCAGGUGUGGGCGUGGAGGGAGGGGAGCCAUGUGUUGCCCCACAGCCUCUGUCCUUCGAUACUGUCACACACCGUAGAAGAACGACCCAUGAAGGUUCGCAUGAGGGCAGCCUGGAAGCAGCAGAAAGGGGGAUGUGGGACGGUGGAGGGGCUGGGGCAGGGGCGGGGGCGAGGGUGGAAGAGGACAGGACAGCAUGGGAGGAGGAGUUUGAGCGGGAGGUGCUGGGGCGAGGGGGGAGAGGGGGAGGGCAGGGGGAUGAUGCUCUGAUGCCUUCUGGGGGGGAUGAUGGGGGCUUGUGGGGGGGAGGAGCUGGGAGAAGGAGCAGUGGAGGGAUGAUGGGGAAGGAGGGGCGGGAGAGUGGACGGGAAAGAGGGGGGCGGAAGCAGAGGGGAGGUGGCGGCAUGCAGAAGCAGUUUCUGCGGGAGGCAGGGCGGCUGGCGGAGUACCUUGAUGGGCGGAUAGAGGAGGCUAGCAGACGAGGGGCAGCAGCAGCGGGCCCAAGGACUGAGCAAGGACAGCAAGGAGAGGACAGCAAGGACAGCAGCCUCCCCUUUCGUCCAUUGUGCACAAUGGAUGAUGCACAUGUGGACGACCAGAGCGCACUGGCUCAUGCACAUGACCUGCCGCCAAAGGUGCAUCUAUGGCAGCAUCACGAGUCGCUCUCCUCGCGCCAUCUCUCCGACUCCCUCUCCUCACUGCACCGCUACUUUGACUACAGUGCGGGCAUGGCAGCGGUGGGCGGGCGGGCAGCAUCGGACUGGUGGGCGGGGCGGUUCCAGGCAGGGCUGCUGGUGGAGGGCGGCAUGCAUGCGCGAUACGGCCAUGUGCAGCACGCCAUGGGGGAGAGUGAUGACGUGUGCUUGGUGCACGCCCUCACAGCCAUCUGCCACCUCCUAUCACAGACUGCCACGUCAGACGCACCCCGCCAGCUGGCAGUGCUGGGAGCCCCCAGCUCGCUGCAGCAGCCAACACUGCUGGAGGGGGGAGUGUGGCGGGGUGGCGGGGUUAGCGGAGGGAAGAAGGGGCGGGUGAGAGGCGAGGGGAUGGUGGGGCGAGGGGAGGGGGCGCAUGGGGGCGUGGAUGGGGAGGGGGGAGGGGGGGCGGCAGUGGCGGGCGGCGUGCAGCAGCAGGUGUGUGCGCUGCUGCAGCGCUGCCUGGUGCGUGCCGCCCAGCUGAGACUGCCGCGCCUCGUCUUUUCCAUCCAGCUGCUGCUCACGCGCUACAGUGUCGAGCACGUAACGGACGGAAGAGCACUCCACGCCACCACCUCCCUCUCUCUUCCUCCCUCCGACGUCAACCCGUCCCCUCUCCUUGUCUGCCAACACCUGCGUCUGGGCGCCCAUCUAUUCAACGAUGCCUGCACCUCUGCCAUCCUCCUACCCUCUGCGCUCUCCCCCCUCGCCUUCCCCCCUUCCGCGCCUCUCUCUCUCCCCUCCCUUCACCUAGCCUCCGCUUCUUCCUCCUCCGCAGUGGCAGCAGCAGCAGCAGCAGCCGCUCUCAACCUCUCCUCCAGCCUAGCCCUCUCAGCGCCUCUCUCCUCCGCCUCCACCGCCGCGGCUCUCUUCAGCUCCGGCCAGACCUUCGCCGGACCACAGCCUGCAGUCACCCUCACCCUUGAUUUCUAUCCCCUUGUCCUCUGGACCCCUCCUCCUCCCCCUCCCCACCCACCUUUCUUCCCACCAGCGGCCCUGCCUCUCCUGCGGCGCCUGCAGCAGCAUCCGCUGCUCUCCUCCUCGCCCACCCUCCGCAUUGCUGAGCUGGAGCUGACUCACGACCUCUGCCUUGCCACUGGCCGUACAUCCCAAGCACUGCACAUGUGCCAGCAGCGAGCAGCCAUUGCCACACGCCACGGCCUCUCACAUGGGGAUGAGCAGGGCGGGGGGCAGGGGGGCACGGAGGUGGAUUUGGAGUUGGAGGCAGCAUGCCAACACGUGCACACCCUCAUUGCUGCCUCGCGCUUUCCCCAGGCGGCAUCAGCAGCCAAGGCACUGUUCACAGCGUGCUGUCGCCACAAUCGCCAGCUGUACCACGCGCGCUGCCUGCUGCUCAUGGCGGAGCUGCACCUGACACCUGAGAUCGUGAGGCGCCUGGCUGCUGAUCAGGCACCUGACGCUGCUGACGAUGCUGGGGUGGACGCCUCCCUCCCGCAUCCCCACUCACCCCUUUCCCCCCUCUUUCUCCUCAUCAUUCUCGUUGCCCAUGCCUACCAGAAAGCCGGGUCACCAGCGGCCGCCCUGCCACACGCCCUGGCGUGCGCGUCCCUGGCAGCCCGCCUGCACGCACUGCUGCUGCAAGCUACCGCCACCCUCACUGCCGCUGAGGCCACCCUCGCCCUGGCGCCUGCUGCCUGCGGCUCUGCUGCUGCGGGGGAUGGCGCUGCUGCUGGGGAUGGCGAGAGCAGCAGCGGGCGGGAGUGCGCAUUGCAAGCACUGUGGCUGCUGGAUGGGGUCUGUCUGCCGGUGCUGCUGGGGCAGUCAGGCCUCACCAUGCGCUGUCGCACCCUCAUGCUCAUUGCCCACUGCCACCUCGCCAUGGUUCCCCCAGCUGGUGCGUUCACUGCUUGUUGUCAUUCAUUCUUCUCCUCACGAAUAACGGUGCCAGGCAGUGUGCCUGCAGUGCUGCCGCUGCUGGAGGAAGCAGCCAACGGCUUCCACACCAUGCAGGAGCUUGCCCAAGAGAGGGACGCACGCCACCUGCAGGCAGUGCUGUGCCACGUGGCGGAGCAGCCAGCCCUCCGUGACACUGCCGCCCGCCGCUUCCUGGAAAUUACCAGUGCUCUCAGCGCGAACGCUGCCUGCCAGAGCCCGCUGGAGCUGCUGCUGUGA
Molecule: messenger RNA, 3405 nt
Organism: Closterium sp. NIES-65
Lineage: Eukaryota; Viridiplantae; Streptophyta; Zygnematophyceae; Desmidiales; Closteriaceae
Source: the annotation of a GenBank genome assembly